GGGCAGAGCGGGGAGGCGGCAGACGGAUUUGCGGCAGGCCUGCUUCAGCCGCCUCUCCGGCCUGGUCUCCGUCGGCGUCUGACUGUUUGCUCAGUCGGGCGCCAUGGGGAAGCGGGACAAUCGGGUGGCCUAUAUGAACCCAAUAGCAAUGGCCAGAUCAAGGGGUCCAAUCCAGUCUUCAGGGCCAACGAUCCAGGAUUAUUUGAAUCGACCAAGGCCUACCUGGGAAGAAGUGAAAGAGCAACUAGAGAAGAAAAAGAAAGGUUCCAAGGCUUUGGCUGAAUUUGAAGAAAAAAUGAAUGAGAACUGGAAGAAAGAGCUAGAAAAACACAGGGAGAAAUUGUUAAGCGGAAGUGAGAGCUCAUCCAAAAAAAGACAGAGAAAGAAAAAAGAGAAGAAGAAAUCUGGUAGGUAUUCAUCUUCAUCAAGCUCUGAUUCUUCCAGCAGUUCGGAAGAUUCUGAAGAUGAGGAUAAGAAACAAGGAAAACGGAGAAAGAAAAAGAAGAACCGUUCACAUAAAUCUUCUGAAAGCUCCAUGUCGGAAACUGAGUCAGACAGUAAGGACAGUUUAAAAAAGAAAAAGAAGUCAAAGGAUGCAACUGAGAAAGAAAAGGACAUUAAAGGGCUCAGCAAAAAAAGAAAGAUGUAUCCUGAAGAUAAACCUGUAUCAUCUGAGUCCUUAUCAGAAUCAGAUUAUAUUGAGGAGAUACGAGCAAAAAAGAAGAAAAGCAGUGAAGAACGAGAAAAAGCAACAGAAAAAACAAAAAAGAAAAAGAAACAUAAGAAACACAGUAAGAAGAAGAAAAAGAAGGCUGCUAGUUCAAGUCCUGAUUCACCGUAACAUUAAGAAAAAAAUCAGGAUUCCCUUAUAAAAGAAAGUGCAAUGUCUAAGGAAAUUUCAACUGUGAAAAUUACGACAUAUUUACUAAAAUGCAUGAAUUUUCUUGUUUUUAGAAUUAUUCCUGGACUAUUCAGUAGCCACUCAGAUUCCGCUGUGUGAAAGGGCCAUAAUUACUGCCUGCCGCUUGAACAUCUAUUUUUUCUCUUCCAGUGCUUGAUAACUCUGGGAGAUAAUAUACUGCAGUUGUACUAGUGGUUAAGAUAUUUGGGAAUAAAAUUAAUAUUUUUGACUAGAAAUGUCCAAUGAUAAAUCAGCAGAAAUUGAAUCUGGGUACAUCUUUAAGAUGUAAUCAGAAAUGACCAGAUGACUCUAGUUAAAAUUUUUAAAGUAGGGAUUACAUUGAUAUUUCAAAAUCCUUACUCUGUAGAUAAGUGUAUUUUAAUUUUUUCCCCUUAUAUACUUUUUAUUUACCUGGGGAAGGAGCUUUGGGGGGGUGGGGGGUUGCUAUCUCUUUAGCUAGCAGAAUAGCGUGCCUUCGAUCCUCACACAUCCUAUGUUUGUGGACACAGUAGCCAUGUUUUAUGGGGAGGUCAGAGUUGGGUACCAGCAGUCUUGCCCUGUACUGGGCUUAGUGGCAUCCUUGGAGUCUGUCGUAUGCUGCUUCAAGUGAAUCAGAGAAACAGCCCUUUGCAGCAUGAGAAAGCCCCAGAAGCUCUGGGAUUUACCUCCACUUCAAUAAUACUGAAUGUUUUUCAGCAUUAGAAUGUGUUAUGUCAUUUGAAUUCAUUUUGAUUAUACUUUGGCUUUGGAGAGGAAUCGUUUCAAAUAGACACUGGUACAUUUUGAACUUGAUAGCUAAAGAUUCUAAAAUGCGUGUUUUAUACUGUUAAGUUUUAACCAGUCAGGAAAAUUUUAUGUAACCGGUGAUAGUUUAUUUUUUGUAUGAAUUUUGUUAAGGCUGCGAUGUUUAGCUUUUGUUAACUCCUUACUUUACUGUUUUAAGUUCAUUGCUAUGUUUAACGAUGUACUUGCCAAGAUAUUUAGCAUGUAAAAAGCAGGGUUUUGAUUUUUUUUUUUUUUUUAAACAGCUUCAUAUUGAAGCUGAGACUUACCAUAAACAAGUUGAGUGGCAGGCCUGGUAUGCUGUGUCUUGUUAUAUAAAGCUGUUACCAGAAUCUUAGUAAAUAUAAUGUUUUAAACGUUUGUUGUCUUUGUAUAUUAAUAACUGAUUAUGACAAGUUAAAUUUAAGUGAGAGUUACAUUAUUGCUCUUCCUAUGUCAUAUUUUACUAAGAUUUUGUGCCUCAUAUCUCCUGCUGAAUUGUUUACUAGGAAUGGUAAAAGGAAUUGAUAAAUCAUUUUUGUUUUACAGUUUUAUAUAAUCGAGUAACACGAAAUAUAAUUUCAUGUACAA
Molecule: messenger RNA, 2254 nt
Organism: Propithecus coquereli (Coquerel's sifaka)
Lineage: Eukaryota; Metazoa; Chordata; Mammalia; Primates; Indriidae
Gene: FAM133B
Product: family with sequence similarity 133, member B
Exons: 11
Coding region: 104-841 (245 amino acids)
Source: RefSeq, a predicted model, not a curated record